GAUGUUAUGCCUGUUUGGGAUCAGAAGAAAACUGUAGCGAGGACAAGAUAUCAACCGACAGCGGUAAACAAAUGGUUUGCGGAUCAGUUGAAGAUCGAUGCAUUAUAGUAUACUCACGUGACGAGAACCUGGAACAGUUUAAGAUGAACUGCAGUCAUCGUGAUACCUGCAAGGAAGCAGUAGAGUCCUGUCACGAGGACAUGAAGACAAAGAAACUCGAAUGCUGUGAUGUAACGUGCUGUGACUCUGACUUUUGCAAUAAACCAAAAUAUUCAGAUGGAAAGUUCUGUCAAAGAAAACCGGACCUCGUGGCUAUCAUCUAUGGCGGUGCCGAAGUAAUCCGAGGACAAAACGAAAACAUCACGAUGAAUGCAUCACUUUCCUAUGACCCGGUUGUUGGACUAGGUAAUCACUCCGGGAUGAACUUCACCUGGCAUUAUGGUGAAAUCAAAGGGAACUAUUUUGGCCUACAGAGAGCAGCAAGCGACUCCUUCACAGGAGUGAACCAAUCAACCAUUCGGUAUUCUGGGAGUGAUUCUGGACUAGAAGUCACCUUCAAUACUGCCUCCAUGUCUAUCAAUAAGACAUACCUGGUAAACCUGGUCUUGACGAAAGAUUAUCGCAGUUCGAGCGUUUAUCAAAUUAUUCAUUUGGUAAAAGGAGAUCCGCCUGAAAUAUCCCAACGAUGUUAUGCCUGUUUGGGAUCAGAAGAAAACUGUAGCGAGGACAAGAUAUCAACCGACAGCGGUAAACAAAUGGUUUGCGGAUCAGUUGAAGAUCGAUGCAUUAUAGUAUACUCACGUGACGAGAACCUGGAACAGUUUAAGAUGAACUGCAGUCAUCGUGAUACCUGCAAGGAAGCAGUAGAGUCCUGUCACGAGGACAUGAAGACAAAGAAACUCGAAUGCUGUGAUGUAACGUGCUGUGACUCUGACUUUUGCAAUAAACCAAAAUAUUCAGAUGGAAAGUUCUGUCAAAGAAAACCGGACCUCGUGGCUAUCAUCUAUGGCGGUGCCGAAGUAAUCCGAGGACAAAACGAAAACAUCACGAUGAAUGCAUCACUUUCCUAUGACCCGGUUGUUGGACUAGGUAAUCACUCCGGGAUGAACUUCACCUGGCAUUAUGGUGAAAUCAAAGGGAACUAUUUUGGCCUACAGAGAGCAGCAAGCGACUCCUUCACAGGAGUGAACCAAUCAACCAUUCGGUAUUCUGGGAGUGAUUCUGGACUAGAAGUCACCUUCAAUACUGCCUCCAUGUCUAUCAAUAAGACAUACCUGGUAAACCUGGUCUUGACGAAAGAUUAUCGCAGUUCGAGCGUUUAUCAAAUUAUUCAUUUGGUAAAAGGAGAUCCGCCUGAAAUAUCCCAACGGUAAGGAAUUAGUUUUGCUUUUUCAGACUGUUUUUUUCUCCGCAUUUCAAAUUAGAUGAA
Messenger RNA from Orbicella faveolata, 1429 nucleotides. Its product is annotated as polycystin family receptor for egg jelly-like. NCBI's taxonomy places the organism in Eukaryota, Metazoa, Cnidaria, Anthozoa, Scleractinia, Merulinidae. Gene Ontology annotation, biological process: detection of mechanical stimulus. The record is from RefSeq and is a predicted model, not a curated record. Gene Ontology annotation, molecular function: calcium channel activity; protein binding; calcium ion binding. Gene Ontology annotation, cellular component: membrane.